UGUUCUUUUUAAAGCGAGGCGGGAGGACGCUCGUUCCAAUCCGGCAGGUCGUGCACAAACGUCCCUGGUCGCUUCCAACAUGGUGAGGACUAAAGCCGACAGCGUCCCUGCGUCCUACAGAAAAGCUGUUGCUGCUGCUGCACCCCGGAAGUCUCUGGGCUCCAGCUCUGCCAAUUCUGCCUCUUCGGCCUCCAGCAGCCACCCGUCCACUCCUGCUAAAGGUAAAUAUGCAGGCGGUAACCCGGUGUGUCCCCGGCCCACCCCCACCUGGCAGAAGGGAAUCGGGGACUUCUUCGGCGGCCCCCCAAGGAAGCCUGAGAAGGAGAACCAGAGGCCUCAGGAGGACGAGGACGAGGAGGAGGCCGGGGGCAGCGGGAUGACCAGCAGGAAGUCUCGACCGCUUCCUGCUGACGACGACGAUGAUGAAUGAGGACGAACAAAUACGUCCACCUCUUCCCAUUGUUUUGUUUUAAUGUACAUCUGUAUAUAAUUUCAUUUUGUAUAGUUCAAUAAACGCUUUUUUUUUAAAAUAGUUUUAUUCUCAAAGCUUUCA
Pungitius pungitius (ninespine stickleback) is the source of this 553-nucleotide messenger RNA. It is a transcript of the gene pclaf, whose product is annotated as PCNA clamp associated factor. Gene Ontology annotation, biological process: translesion synthesis; regulation of cell cycle. Gene Ontology annotation, molecular function: chromatin binding. Bases 80 to 430 code for a protein of 116 amino acids. NCBI's taxonomy places the organism in Eukaryota, Metazoa, Chordata, Actinopteri, Perciformes, Gasterosteidae. The transcript is spliced from 4 exons. Gene Ontology annotation, cellular component: nucleus. The record is from RefSeq and is a predicted model, not a curated record.